Molecule: messenger RNA, 974 nt
Organism: Vitis vinifera (wine grape)
Lineage: Eukaryota; Viridiplantae; Streptophyta; Magnoliopsida; Vitales; Vitaceae
Product: large ribosomal subunit protein eL14z
Exons: 4
Coding region: 137-604 (155 amino acids)
Biological process (GO): translation; ribosomal large subunit biogenesis
Cellular component (GO): cytosolic large ribosomal subunit; ribosome
Molecular function (GO): RNA binding; structural constituent of ribosome
Source: RefSeq, a predicted model, not a curated record
GAAAAUCAAAACCCUAGAUCCUACGGUCAAAAACACGUUAUAAAACAAUCGGAACAAACCCUAAGCCGCUGUCUCCACAUUCAUCCUCCUUUUUUGCAUCGUCCGCCUCUCUGCUCUCAGCCACGCCCAGGCCAAAAUGCCUUUCAAGCGGUACGUGGAGAUCGGGCGAGUCGCUCUCGUCAACUACGGCAAAGAAUACGGCAGGCUCGUCGUCAUAGUCGAUGUCAUUGAUCAGAAUCGGGCUCUUGUGGAUGCACCCGACAUGGUGAGAUGCCAAAUGAACUUUAAGAGGCUUUCACUCACUGAUAUCAAAAUUGACAUCAAAAGGGUGCCUAAGAAAAAAACAUUGAUUGAAGCUAUGAAUGCCGCGGAUGUUAAGAACAAGUGGGAGAAUAGUUCCUGGGGCAGAAAGUUGAUUGUCCAGAAGAGGAGGGCCUCUCUUAAUGACUUUGAUAGGUUCAAGAUCAUGUUGGCAAAGAUUAAGGUUUGUUAUGAUGCAAUCCCUGUGUGUUGCUGUUUAAUUUUUCCCAUCUCUCUACUUAAUUUUUUGUGGAUUCAGACUAGAACCCCACUGGAAAUGGCCCAAUCUAAUAUAUUUGUUUAAUAUGCAUUUGCAGAGGGGUGGAGUGAUCAGGCAAGAGCUGGCAAAGCUGAAAAAACAGACUGCAUCCUAGGCACUAGUUUUCAAUGGGAUCCCAAUUUUGUUAUGAAUUUUCUGCAAUUUGGAUUGUUUUGUCUAUUAGUUUUAAAGUUUAAAAGCUACUUAAGAAACUUCUUGUAUCUUUUUACAGACCAGUAAUCAGUCUUAGUUUUUUUUGGUGAGACUAUUAUGUUAAGAUGCAUGGAUGUGAUCACUGGGUUGUUUAUCACCACUAUAAGGUUGCUGUCUUUGUCGUCUAAUUUCCUAUGGGAAUUGGAUAGGGUGUGAUUUAGAACAAAUCAACAUGCAUCUAUAAGCUCUGGGAUUUCAUUUA